Messenger RNA from Penicillium diatomitis, 252 nucleotides. RefSeq lists its product as uncharacterized. The coding region runs from base 1 to 252 and encodes 83 amino acids. The transcript has a single exon. Lineage: Eukaryota; Fungi; Ascomycota; Eurotiomycetes; Eurotiales; Aspergillaceae. The record is from RefSeq and is a predicted model, not a curated record.
AUGAAAUCAGGCACGCGGCGGACAUUCGGCACUGCUGAGAUUUCAACCGCGAAGUUUCUCGCGUCCAGACUCACCUUUGUGGAUCCCAGCCCUGCUCGCUAUCGUUCGACUUGGGCUGGAAUUCCAGUCUUUGAUCUUGGAUCCACCCUUUCGAUCGACCACUUCGAUCAGCGCGGACUGGCAGAGAAUCCGGCAACUGAAGUGAGCUCCUCCAGCGGAGCCAAGGCUGGCGUCAUGGCUUGGCGUCGCUGA